AUGUUUUCACAUCACUUUCCUAAUUACUACGAAUAUUCUGAGGCACCACCACCUGGAGUAGAUUUUUACUCUUCCUCAACAAUUGAUGAUUCUUCAGUUGAACAAAUAUGGUUUAAAGCGUGGGCUAAGGCCCGUAACUUAACUUAUGAUAAACCGAAGCAACCCACUCUCAGCGUCUCAAAUCUACGUAAAAAAAUAUUGGAAGCAAAAAAGGAACUGGAAAGACUUAAAGAGGCACUCGAAGAAUUAAAAAAUUCAAAAAAUGCUGAAAGUCAAGAAUGGAAAUCAUUAUCGGAAAAAUUUGAAAAAACAAAAGCUGAAUUUGAAUCUAAUAUUUCAUUCAUAUUUGAUCGAAAAUUUAUCGACAAUACGAAAGCAAAACUGGCAAAGAAUAGGCGUCAUAAGAAAUGGAAUAAAAAACAUAUAAAAAAAUUGCAAGAAGUACGUGAUCAAAGGCAACGUCAAAGAGAAACAUUACAUAAGACUAUUGACAAAUGGCGAACAGAAUGGAUAGCCAAAGAUUUAGCUAUGAAGAGAGAACAAAUAAGGAAAAAUGAAGCAGAUAGAAGGGUUCAGGAGGCAGAAGCAAAGAAGAACAGGCAUAAAGAGUUAUCAAAACUUCUCGAAAAAGUUAAAAAAUUAAGAGAUAUUCGUAGAGAUCGUCUAAAACGAGAAGGUCAUUUCUUCCCCGAAGAAGAUGAUGAAUUCUUUAACAAAAUUGCAUCAUUGAAUGAUGCUAUGAAGAUUGAAGAGGAACGUCUGGAUCAAGAGAGAAAUGCAGCAGCAGAACAGAAAAGAAAUGAAGCAAUGCACGCUGGUAUGAAAGAACGCGAGAGAGAGCGAGACCCUACUUAUGAAUACUGGCAUCAGGCUGAAUUCGAUAUUGACAAUCUAGUUUCAAUAAGGAGACAAUGGGAUGCUUAUUUAAUUGCACCUGGUAAACCUGCAUCAUCGUGUAUCCCUCCAAUGUUUGUUACUCCAUCCCCUCCCGCUAAUUAUAUUUGGGCUUCAUGUCUUAUACACGAUCAGAAUAUUAUUUGA
Diversispora eburnea is the source of this 1041-nucleotide messenger RNA. NCBI's taxonomy places the organism in Eukaryota, Fungi, Glomeromycota, Glomeromycetes, Diversisporales, Diversisporaceae. The record is from the annotation of a GenBank genome assembly.